Molecule: messenger RNA, 2220 nt
Organism: Mytilus trossulus (common blue mussel)
Lineage: Eukaryota; Metazoa; Mollusca; Bivalvia; Mytilida; Mytilidae
Product: fibrillin-1-like
Exons: 6
Coding region: 211-909 (232 amino acids)
Source: RefSeq, a predicted model, not a curated record
UGGGUAAGUUAAGGGGAUAUCACAGGAGAACAAUGUGUGGAUGUAGAUGAAUGUGCCGAUGGAAGAUGUAGAGAGGGCUGCCAGAACCUGCCUGGCUCAUGGAGGUGUACAUGUCCUCCUGGGUACAUACAGACUUAUGCUUGGGGACAGUGUGAAGACACAGAUGAAUGUACAGAAGGUUCUAUCUGUGGAGUAUCACAGUGUAUUAAUAUGCCUGGUAGUUACAGUUGUCAGUGUAAUACAGGGAUGGACUUUGAUCCUAACUCAUUGUCAUGUAUCACUUUGAAUGCUUGUGGUACUGAUCCAUGUCUGUUUGGUUGUGCUCCUACAGUGUCAUCCUUUACAUGUGGAUGUCCUAAUGGAUAUCAUAGCAUGGGACAAGGGCAUUGUGUACUGGCAGUAGAACCAACAUUACAACCUGGUCAGAACAUACCUCAUGUAGCAGCCCCAACAGGGGGACCAGGUGUCCCUCCAGGAGAAGGCUGUUAUGGCUGUGAUAUAGAAAAUAAAGACUUGCCUCUAUCAAAAAGAGCAAAAAGAAGUAUACAGGAUAACAACACCAAUAUGAACUCUACAAUUGAUGAGCCCUUGGAUCCAUCAAAACCAUUAAUACUAACAGUCCCAAGGUCACAGAUCAAACCAAAAAUGACAAUAUUGAAAGUUUUACCAGCUCUCGUAGCUCUCAAAGAUAAUGUACGGUAUAAAUUAGCUAAAGGAAGCGGGAAUAGAGUAUUCUUAAUGAAUACCAGGAAAGGAGUCAGUUCUUUACAGUUCAGGAGAAAAGUACGAAAGCAAAGAACAUUUAACCUUGACAUUGUAGCUCGUCCAAGAAUAAAAAGGGAAAAAAUUGGUGGCAAACUUGUACAUCUAAAGAAAGUUGAUAUUCGUUUAACUGUAUCUAUAUUAUGAGGAUUGUUAUUUUAACAUUUAGCAAUUGACUGCCAGAUUCCAGUUCAUACAUUGGAUAAAAGUGCCUUUAAAACGUGUAUUGUUUGGGUUGAAAUGUUCAAAUUCAGGUCUAACUGAGAAAUGUAUGGUGUUUUAUGCAACAAAAGUUUUUCUGAAUAUUUAUAUGCUGUUCAGGUCGCUAUAAUACUUUCAGGUACCACUGACUAAUUCUCAGUAUUAAUAAAAUGUUUUAUUUUCAAAUAAAGAAUUUUUAAAGAUAGAUAUGUAUGUAAAAAGUAGUUAGGAGUAGAUAUAUUUGGAAAUCUCUCAGGAUUUUAAGGAUAGGUGCCAGUUAUAAUGAUAUGAAAGUAUUAUAGAUUAUGUGAGUCACAAAGACCAAGAUUAUGACUGAUUUUUUGCCCAUGUUUAUUAGAAGAACUACUUAAAGGGACGAUUUGGCCUUGAAAACAUCAUCAAUAAUUAAACCCACUAUCAAAAAGGGUCAAUUUCUACCAGCUCUUAUAAAGACCAGCAACUUUUGAUAUUUUUUUUUUUAUUCUAGAUGAUUUGAAUCAUAUUUGUUUUUAUUUGGGAAAAUAUAGAUACAGCAUUAAAUAAUUUGUAUUAAAUCACAUAAUUUGCAUUUAUAUGUAUAUUUCACUCAUUGUUUUGUGUGUUUGGUAUGAGGUUAAGUACACAUCUUAGGUCAUCCCUUGUCAGUUGAUGAAAGUAAACCGUUAAAAUUAACAAGAACUAUCAUCCCUUCAAGUCAUUAAAAAGAAAAAAGUUUUGUUAAAUAUUAUUUUGUAUAAAACAGAUAUAUUAAAUUUUUGAGCGCAUUUCCUGAAGAUUGCAAAAGAUGUUGACCAUUGGUCAGACAAUAAGAUAAUAGUUUCAUGGUGUGAUACAGUUUGAUCAUGUACAUUUUUUAUGAUACAUAAGAUAUUUAGGUUAGGUGUUUUUCAUUUUCUAUUUGUAUUAUUUUAGCUAGAAAAAAAUAUAGCUGUUUCAAAAACAUAUUAUAAAGCUUUAAUUUAAACAUUGAAAUCCAUAUGGUUUCAAAAAAUGCAUUUUUUGUAAAAAUGUGUAUGUGCCUUAGAAUUUUAGAAAAUGCACCAUUUGUAUUUAUAUCUGUAUUUAUAUUAGGCAAGGUUCAUGCUAAUCAUAUAUAUUUUGAUUGUAUUUUCUGCUUUUUUUAAGAUUCAGAUGUAAAGUAGUUUGUUGUGUAACUGCAUGUACAGUAACAUGUAUAAAUGAGUGCUUUCAGAUAUAUAAAAUGUGUUCUAGUUAUUCUAGAUGCUCUAAAUCAAUUAAUAAACUAUAAUUUUGUUA